UUGGUCAUCAUAAGUUUGUUGACAACUACAAAUGUAGUGUUGGCUCAAUCAAAUUCAGUGUGUAGAGCAAUCACUUUCAGUGGCGCUGGUGAUAGAGGUGCAUAUGAAGUGGGUGUGGCUGCUGGUUUGGUAACAAUCCGUGAACCACAAGACUUUAGAUGGCAGAUUGCCACUGGUAUCAGUGCUGGUGCAAUCAACACUGCUGGAAUGGCCAUGUUCGCAAUUGGCAAAGAAGAGGAUGCUGUCCAAUUCCUAGUCAACCAAUGGGAGGAUGUCUCCAGGAAGCGUAUAUAUGUCUUGGAGAACUUGUAUAAUGCCUCGAUGGUCGCUCAAUCAAACAGGACAGUGUUGAUUGGCGCUACGAGUUAUGAUACAGGAUUGUUCACAAAGUUCACAAACACAGCUGAUCCUGAUAUUGUGUUGAUGGUCAAGGCUUCAGCAUCAAUUCCAGCACUGUUUGAACCAACAAACAUUCGUGGUACACUAUACAUGGAUGGCGGUGCAACUUACUUGACACCAGUAACAGACACUGCUGAACUCUGUGCUCAGACUGGUGCCGAGAAGACCAUCAUCGAUGCCGUUAUCAUUGGAAAACCCGACAGCACUGUCAAUGUCACCACCUGGAAGACACCCGCACUAUUGAUGCGCUCAGCAGACAUUGUCAUGACCAACAUCUUCAUGAAGGACAUCGAGACUGCAUUCCAAGCCUAUCCAAACAUUAUCAUCAAUUUGUACUAUCCAAGCCAGCCACUACCAGGCGACUUCCUUGGCUUCCAAUACUCCAAGGAGAUGAUAUCCAUUGGUAUCAAGGAUGCCACGUCUGAGAGUCCAUCCUUGGUUACCUUAGACAUUGGCAACUAUAAGGAGGCCUUGGCCACACUAAGG
This is a messenger RNA of Acytostelium subglobosum LB1, 885 nucleotides long. RefSeq lists its product as hypothetical. The annotation marks the transcript as partial. Gene Ontology annotation, biological process: lipid metabolic process. The record is from RefSeq and is a predicted model, not a curated record. The transcript is spliced from 3 exons. Lineage: Eukaryota; Evosea; Eumycetozoa; Acytosteliales; Acytosteliaceae.